AUGGCGAAUGUGCACCUACUCAGUCACAACGUGUCGGAUGACUAUCAGGGCGAUGUUGUUUGUGCGGGAUGCAACUACGUGGCUGCAGAUGCCGGCGAUUUGAUUCAGCACGUAGGACGGCAUGGAGCGAAACUGCGCGAUCGGAAAUUGUGUCGUUUGUGUACGACAUUUGUGGUGAAUAUGGAGCAGCACGUCCAGAUGAAACACAAGGAACAGUAUCGUAGAUACGAAGCGGGUCUGACGGUUUCCUGCGAUCAAUGUGAGAAACGAUUUCGGACGCGUGCACAUGCCGUGAACCACAAACAUAUUGCACACACAAGUUUACAAGCGUUGAGUUGUCUGAUUUGCGCCAAACAGUUUGCCUCGUCCAGUCUGCUGCAGUUGCAUAUAAAAAAGGAACAUGGAAAGGUGUUAACUUGUGUGGUGUGCCAGAAAACAUACUCAAAAUAUUGCCUCCUAUAUACGCACGCAAAAACCCAUAAGGAGGUCCAUAUCUGUAAAACCUGUGGCUCGGUGUUCCGCUGCAAACAGAGUCUGGACCAGCAUGAGUACGGUCACCGGGCUGACUAUUCCUUCAAAUGUGAUUUGUGCGGAAAAACAUUCAAGAGACCGACCAACUUGAUGCAACACAAAAUGGUCGUUCAUACGGAUAAAGUGCGGAAGAAGCGCAAAGCCCACGCGAGGAAAUGCGCCGAAAGGGAGUGGUCAGCGAGUACAAAUGUCCGCGACAAAGGAUGCGAUACGAAGAGUUCCCGUUCAAAUGCGAGGAAUGCCGGCUCGGCUGGAUGCUGCUGGGCAAUCUGCAGCAGCAUCAGCGGAAGAAACAUCCCGAUGCCCCUGCAACUGUUCAAAGUGGCAAGAAAUAGUCUUUCGGCGUUUUUUUCCACAGGAUCGGUUAGCUGGCGGCUGAUCGAUCUGUUUGAUUUUUCAUAAUAAUUUGCAAUCAGAAAUCGCAGUU
This is a messenger RNA of Paramacrobiotus metropolitanus, 958 nucleotides long. RefSeq names its product zinc finger protein 22-like. Gene Ontology annotation, molecular function: RNA polymerase II transcription regulatory region sequence-specific DNA binding; DNA-binding transcription factor activity, RNA polymerase II-specific. NCBI's taxonomy places the organism in Eukaryota, Metazoa, Tardigrada, Eutardigrada, Parachela, Macrobiotidae. The transcript is spliced from 2 exons. The record is from RefSeq and is a predicted model, not a curated record. Gene Ontology annotation, cellular component: nucleus. The coding region runs from base 1 to 933 and encodes 310 amino acids. Gene Ontology annotation, biological process: regulation of transcription by RNA polymerase II.